Colossoma macropomum (tambaqui) is the source of this 4395-nucleotide messenger RNA. It is a transcript of the gene inpp5a, whose product is annotated as inositol polyphosphate-5-phosphatase A. Gene Ontology annotation, biological process: phosphatidylinositol dephosphorylation. NCBI's taxonomy places the organism in Eukaryota, Metazoa, Chordata, Actinopteri, Characiformes, Serrasalmidae. Bases 661 to 1899 code for a protein of 412 amino acids. Gene Ontology annotation, molecular function: inositol-polyphosphate 5-phosphatase activity. The record is from RefSeq and is a predicted model, not a curated record. The transcript has 16 exons.
GCAUACAAUAACACUAGAUUUUCUUGGCCUUGUUUUUCUGCAAUACCAUAAUACUCCUGGAGUGAAUCGUAAAUGUGAGGCUUAAUCAGAGUUUCACUUGCCUAGAGCGCUGACAGAUUCAUUAAAGGAGUUCAGGCAGGUUUUCUUGGCCCUGCUAAAAACUGUGUGUUGCCCUUUUAAGAGCUGCAUCUUCCCCUUGGCUGCGUGACGUCAGGACGGUGCAGGACUCGAGCCCAUCCUCCUGAGCAGGCUGAGCUCGGCCGUGGCCGAGUGGCGCUGACGGGCGAGAGGAGCUGCACUUCACCCCAGCCAACCGCCGAGGAAACAGUCCGCGCUGAAAUGAAGCACAGUCCGGCACUCGCUGUGGAUUAAACAACGGAAACUUUUUUUUUGCCAUGGCCAUAAACGUGACAGAGUAGAGUAGGCAACACAACAUCAACAUCAACAGCAACAGCAGCAGCAGCAGCAAGGACCCCUCGACUCGCACCUAGAUGCACGCACACACACGGCUAGUUAUGAACAAGAGCCGACUGCAGUUUCCAACAGCAAGCGUUUUAAGCGAAGCAGCCUCGAGAAACGCCUAAGUUUUUCCUUCCCGAGUGUUCCUGAUUUUCAGUCACGAGCGCGCUCGAAGAAGCAGUUUCUGAUCCUGCAAUAGUUAUGGCGGGGAAAGUGACAUCGCAAGGCACGGGAAUAUUGCUGGCCACAGCCAACGUUGGAUCACUCUUCGAGGAUCCUGCAAACCUGCAGAAGGCAUGGCUACGGGAGUUCUAUCAGACAGUGCACACACACAAACCACACUUUGUGGCGUUACACUGUCAAGAAGUGGGUGGAAAGAAUUACGAAGAAUCAAUGACUCACGUGGACAGCUUUGUCAAAGAGUUACUAUCCAGCGAUGCCAUGAAGGAGUACAACAGAGCCCGUGUCUACCUCGAUGAGAACUACAAGUCCCAGGAGCAUUUUACAGCACUAGGAAGUUGCUACUUUGUACAUGAAUCCUUGAAAAACCUCCACCAGUUUGAUUUCAAAGCCAAGAAAUUCAAGAAGGUGGUUGGCAAGGAGAUUUAUUCGGACACUUUAGAGAGUACAUCCAUGCUCGAGAAAGAGAAGUUUCCCCAAGACUACUUCCCUGAGUGCAAAUGGUCCAGAAAAGGCUUCAUCAGGACCCGCUGGGCUCUGGCAGACUGUGCUUUUGACCUGGUGAAUAUUCACUUGUUCCAUGAUGCCUCCAACCUGGUGGCCUGGGAAAACAGCCCUUCUGUCUACUCAGGCACACGACAGAAAGCUCUUGGCUAUGUGCUGGACAGGAUCACAGACCAGCGUUACGACAAGGUGCCAUAUUUUCUCUUUGGUGAUUUUAACUUCAGGCUGGACUCAAAACAGGUUAUAGAGAGUCUAUGCUCCACAGCUACCAUGCAGACAGUUCGAGCUGCAGACACCAAUGAAGUGGACAAAGUCAUAUUCAGAGAGUCAGACAAUGACCGCAAGGUGGUGCUACAACUCGAAAAGAAGCUUUUUAACUAUAUUAACCAGGAUGUUUUCCGGGAAAACAAUGGAACGCUGCUACUAGAGUUUGACAAAGAGCUGUCUGUCUUUAAGGAUCGUUUGUACGAGCUGGAGAUUUCCUUUCCUCCCAGCUAUCCAUACAGUGAGGACUGCAGUCAGGGCAAGCAGUACAUGAAUACGCGAUGCCCUGCCUGGUGUGACCGCAUCCUCAUGUCCACAUCUGCGAGAGACCUGGUCUUAAAGCCAGAGACUGAUGAGAAAUCGAUAACCUAUGACAAUAUUGGACCUAAUGUCUGUAUGGGGGACCACAAGCCUGUUUUCCUGUCCUUUCGAUUAACAACGGGGGCAGGUAAACCUAAUGCACAUAAGCACAAGUGUUGUGUCGUGCAGUGAUGUGACCAGGGAAAUGGUGCCAAAGGGUGGAGAGGAUUUCAUGACAAGCGCCCCUGUGAGAAACUCUGAGACAGUUGGACAGACACACACACACUCACACUCACUCACAGAAGACCCAGUUAAGACUUUUCAGCAGGACUGACCAGUCGUAGUGAAACAAGUGCAUGCCGUCACGCCAAUAGAAAUGGCAGAUUGUAUCCAUGCGUUCUUCACAAUCAAGGACCCACAAUCAAGAACACUCACAGUUCAUACAUGGACACAUACUCUCACACACUGCUAAUGCAAUCUUAAUUUGGGACACUCUCUCGAUGGACAAUCCCUUCCAACUUCCAUGGCCUCUCUCAGAAUACCAAGACAACACAAAGGACAACUCUUCUUACAUGUCAUAGCCUUGUUGCCAAAACUCUAAUAGAAAUUGAGAAGUACUACAUAUUUUAAAGACCAUACUUGCAAUUUUUAGGUAUGCCUCUACAUUAUAGGAGCUACUUCCAUAUCAUGUGUAAGAUGUUUUAAAAAGUGCAAUGCAAAAAAAAGUUGUUGUAUUUGUAUAGUGUUAGGUUUAUUUGUACAUUGGAUUAUUACAUAGUGGUGUUGAUGGUUUUUAGUGCUGUUUUUCCUUCUCUUUGACCAGAUUUUGUGGUCACCCUGUGUUAGACUAGAUAGGUAUUUUCAGUUCAUUUGAAAGAAUUGCAUUAUUUUCCUUUCUCUUUUUUCUUUUCUUUUUUCCAUUUUGGAUGAUUUGAUUUGUCGCUGACUCGUGUGCGUAACACACACUGCCAUGCCUCUGACAUCCGCCGAGUCUCAUUUUUUACUGUACUUUUUAAAGAGAUAAUUUAUGAUUCUUACCAAAAUUGUUAUGCUGAAAUACGAAUACGAGACAGCUGCUUUGGGUGUUCUAUCAGCCAACACAACUGAAUAGUUAUAUCAAGAAAGGAAAAAAAAAACAUCAUCUGAAGUGCACCUUUUUCAGUCAUAUGACUUAUAUAGCCUAUCAAAGCUAUUUUAACCAGUGCCAUAAGACCAUGCAAAGUAUAUAAGAUAUUGUUUCAUAUAGCAGUCUCACUUGGUUAUUUCAUUAUUAUUCUUAUUCUAACUUAUUUCUGUGUAAUAAUAUUACGGUUCUGAAUGUGAUGUUUUAGGUAGGCUUGGGUAUCUUUAAAAAAUGUACUUUUGUUUUCUUCUUUAUUUUUGUUACUGCAUCAUGGUGCCAAGUAUUGUACACAGAUCUGAGUGUGGGUUAACAUGCCAUUUGUGCAGUGGGGUAGGAAGACAAGGCUCUAAAUGAAAACCAGAGGUGGGUAGAGUAGCCUAAUUCCAUACUAAAGCAAAGUACUGUCAGUUCUAUGAAAUAAUGACUCGGGUAGAAGGAAAAGUACCUUUCAAACAGAAGUAGAGAAGUAGCAGGUUAAAAAACUACUUAAGUACUGAGUAGCUAAUAGAACGGCAGUGGAACAACUUACUACAUACAGCAUCUAUUAGCAUAGGAACUGAGGUUUCUCUGUUCUCUUUUUGGGGUCCUAAUGGGCCUAAACAAGCUGAACCUCAAACUUCAGAGUAAAACAGUACAGAUGAUGUUACCAACCUAGCUUAAUAAAAUAAAACAGAAAGGAAUUGGUAACUGAAUGUUAAAGGCUGAAGUAGAACUGAGUAAAAAGAUUCCUUCCACAAAAAUACUCGAGCGGAAGUGAAAGUAUUAUAAUUAAAAAUGCUCAGGAAAGUACAGAUUUAUCAAAGUACUACUCGACACACAUAAAAGAUGGUUUUGAGGGGUUCUUAAGUAAAGUUUUGAAAAUGUUUCUGUAAAGCACCAAAAAAGGAUUCUUCUGUUGUAACAAGCUCAACACCAUAACAAUAGCAGAACCCUUUUUGGUGCUACAUGGAACCAUUUACAACAAGGUUUUAUACCUGUACAACACGUUCUCCAUCAAUCUGAAGAGCGAUUUUACCGUGUACAGAACCAUUUAAGCAGAAAAUGGUUCUAUAUAGCGCUCAUAGUUCUCAGUAGAAUCACUGCCUUGUACUAAAGAACCCUUGAACCACCUUUUUACAUGAAACGAAGUAAACGUAACUAGUUACUACCCACCUCUUUUAAAAACACAGAGAGAAGAUCUUUUGGAUUGCCCAUGUAGGCUUGCUUGCUAGGUUGCAGAUCAUCGCCUCGUUAGUGCUUUGAGUAGCAGAGGCUGCUGAGGAAACGGCCGCCACGUUUCUUUCUCUUGAUUUCAAUGUACUACACUACAGAGUUCACGGAUCCUGUGGAGCCGUUACAUUGAUGAUGGAUUGUUUGUGUUAUUUUAUUUUAUUCUUUCUCAUUUAAAUCACCAUAAGUGGGAACGAUAGCCUGUGUGGUCUCGGCAGUGAUGUGCUUAGACGAACCUGCUCGUUAAACGUUAACUCUUUCUUCUUCCUUCGCUCACUGCCUCCUGUAAAGCACACAGAAAUGGAGCUCCGUGGAUGCCGUGACCUCCUCAAGCAAUAAAAACCCAUUAGACCUGA